Botrytis deweyae is the source of this 459-nucleotide messenger RNA. RefSeq lists its product as uncharacterized. The record is from RefSeq and is a predicted model, not a curated record. The coding region runs from base 1 to 459 and encodes 152 amino acids. The transcript has 2 exons. NCBI's taxonomy places the organism in Eukaryota, Fungi, Ascomycota, Leotiomycetes, Helotiales, Sclerotiniaceae.
AUGCCGAUCCUUAACGCCUUACUCUUGGGAGCAAUUAUCGUAUCAAAUUUUCUAUUUGAUUUUGGUAUCAGCACCAGCAUCGGGAGAUUUUGUAAUAAUUUCGCUUUCGCUCGACUUGUAUUUAUUCUCCUAGCAGUUUUAGAGAUUAUCAUGUUAAUUCCAGAGAUCUUGAGGGCUCCCAUUACGGCAUCCAUAGUGAUGAUCGAGAUAUACGCUCAAACAAUCAAAAUUCACACAAUGAACACGAAGUCGCUUGCUGCCAUCGACAAAAAUGGACUUCCCUUGAUUCUGCAUGGUCCUGAGCGACAAAAACUUCAGUCGCUCCAGAAAUAUAGCCUCUUUGUUGCUAAGAUAGCGCUGGCAGAUUCUGCGAUUUUUUUGGGAACUAUCGGUGUCAUUAUUAUCGCUAGUGCCAUUCGAUUUGUAUCCGCGCUAUUAAAUGCUACUGGUACUUUGUAA